This is a messenger RNA of Saprolegnia diclina VS20, 1098 nucleotides long. RefSeq lists its product as hypothetical. Lineage: Eukaryota; Oomycota; Saprolegniomycetes; Saprolegniales; Saprolegniaceae. The coding region runs from base 12 to 1040 and encodes 342 amino acids. Gene Ontology annotation, cellular component: cytoplasm. Gene Ontology annotation, molecular function: choline kinase activity; ethanolamine kinase activity. The record is from RefSeq and is a predicted model, not a curated record. The transcript is spliced from 3 exons. Gene Ontology annotation, biological process: phosphatidylcholine biosynthetic process; phosphatidylethanolamine biosynthetic process.
ACACGGAGACAAUGCACCUUGAGAUCACAGCAGCACGGAUCGCGAGCCUCGCCCAGCCAGAGUCGAGCCUUCGGGAUGACAUCGUCAAUGUUCUCCAGACGCUUGUGCCUGGGUGGGCGCAGGAGACUGCGAUCUCCAUCUCGCAGCUGCACGGCGGCCAAUCCAACACGAUGUUUGCCUGCUUGACGACCAAUAGCUCGGUCGUCCUUCGCGUGUAUGGCCACGGCCUCGAUGCAUUCUUGCACCGUGACGAAGAGAUCUUUAUCUACCGUGCGCUUUCCGAGCAGCAUCUUGGCCUCGGGCUCAUCGGAACCUUUGAAAAUGGACGCAUUGAGACCUUUAUUGCUGGCCGACCGCUGACUGCGGUGGAUCUUCGAGCGCCGGCGAUGUUCACCAAGGUCGCGCGCCGCUUCCGAGUCUUCCACGGUGUCGACAUCGCGAUCGACCGGGUGCCGCGGCUGCUCGAUACGAUUGACGAGUGGCUGCGUCUCGCACAGAACGUGGUGACGCCAACACCUGUGGACUUUGACGCGUGGACGCUCGGGUGGGCGCGCUUGCAGGCUCUCGUGCGGUCCGUGCCGUCGCCGAUCGUGUUUUGCCACAACGACCUCAACUGCAGCAACAUCAUGCUGUCGAGCGAGACAAAUGAUGUGGUCUUUAUUGACUUUGAGUACAGCCACUACAACCCGCGCGGCUUUGACAUUGGCAACCACUUUGCCGAGUGGUGCUACUUUAUGCACGGGCCGCCCGACGAAGUCGGCGACGUCGCCAUGUACCCCAGCGAGGCGGACCAGCGGGCGUUCUGCGCCGCGUACUUGAAAAGCGCGGACGAAGCGGCGAUUGAAGCUCUCCGACUUGAAGCCAAUGUCUAUGCACUGGCGGCGCAUCUCUACUGGGCGACGUGGGCGAUCGUGCAGUCGCCCAAGUCGUCGCCGGCCUUCGACUAUUUUGCGUACGGCAUUGGUCGCUGGGCCCUUUUUCAAGCCCAAGAAGAAGCUGUCACCGCGGCUGUGCAUGCUUCCAUGUCGACGCCACAAUAAGCAUUCGAGAAGACACGCCUAACUCAUGCACUCGAAUCGAAUGAGAUUCCCAGUCGGC